Messenger RNA from Chaetomium strumarium, 2833 nucleotides. Its product is annotated as NPL4 family-domain-containing protein. The record is from RefSeq and is a predicted model, not a curated record. Gene Ontology annotation, cellular component: nucleus. Gene Ontology annotation, biological process: ubiquitin-dependent protein catabolic process. Gene Ontology annotation, molecular function: ubiquitin binding; ubiquitin protein ligase binding. Bases 361 to 2340 code for a protein of 659 amino acids. NCBI's taxonomy places the organism in Eukaryota, Fungi, Ascomycota, Sordariomycetes, Sordariales, Chaetomiaceae. The transcript has 4 exons.
GCUAGCGCAGGGACCACUUCGUCUGAUAUGCCUGUAAGCGUGUAGGUAGUGCUCCCCACAAUAUGCAUCUACCGCAUCUCCCUACACUGAGGGGCAGCUCAGUGCUUAGGCAGGUCUGUAUGACGAAACUUGAGAACGACUGGAGCAGCUCACAGCCGCCACCAGCUAAGAAAGCUCCCAACUCGACUUCUCGUCCCUCAUUCAGCACCAAAGCUAUCCGAACUCUCCCAUCGUCAAGCAUUUCACACGAACGGCACUCCUCAUAAAGCACCUUAUUCUGGAUUUCCUUGACCCUGCCUAGCCAAGCAAAACGGUACAGACCACCGUUUCGAAGCCAACCAUUCGGUCGCUGAGCUCACGAUGCUUCUACGCGUGCGGUCGCCGGAUGGCAUGUUCCGCUUAACGGCGGAGAAAGACGACACGUUUGGCCACCUUAUGAGCCAGCUUACCCCGAAGCUCCCUGCCACCGUCGAUUCCAGGACCAUCACCCUGUCAAACCACCCGAGUGGCCGCGACUCGAAGAAUGUUAGCGAGAUUUCUAGGUUUAAGAUUGGCCAGGUUGGGUUAAGUCAUGGGGACCUCAUCUUCAUCAACUACCAACACCAAGAUGCCGUUACAAACGGGAAUGCAGAUGACGAAAUACCGUCGUCGUCAGCUCCUCUAUUGUCCUCCACAAAUCGACUGAACGGGAAACCUGUGCUGCCGACUGAAGACCACCCGAUAGAUCCACCUCCGGGCGCAUCAGCGGAACGAAUCAAGAACCCGUGGGAAGUUGUUCGGCAGUCUCCCUUGGAUGACCGGUUGGACAGGCGGGAUGGCAAGAUUCCGAGAAAAAGAGAUAAUAAGAUGUGCCGCCACGGGCCAAAGGGCAUGUGCGACUACUGCAUGCCUCUGGAUCCCUUCAACCCCCAGUAUCUAGAGGAGAAGAAGAUCAAGUACAUGUCGGUGCACGCCUACAUGCGCAAGGUCAACUCGGCCACCAACAAGCCCGAGCUUGGCGCCUCCUUCAUACCCCCGCUUGUCGAGCCCUAUUACCGGGUGAAGCGCAACUGCCCAUCGGGACACCCUGAGUGGCCGGAAGGUAUCUGCACAAAGUGCCAACCCAGUGCCAUCACCCUCCAACCCCAGCCGUUCCGCAUGGUGGACCAUGUCGAGUUCGCCUCGCCGCAGAUCGUCGACAAGUUUCUCGACGCCUGGCGCAGAACCGGCGCACAGCGCCUGGGCAUCCUUUACGGCAAAUACAUGGAGUACGACGUGGUGCCGCUGGGGAUCAAGGCUGUGGUGGAGGCUAUCUAUGAGCCACCGCAAAUCGACGAGGUUGAUGGCAUCUCGCUCAACCCAUGGGAGAACGAGCAGGAAGUCAAUCAGAUGGCGAAGUUCUGUGGCUUGGAACAGGUCGGCGUGAUAUGGACCGAUCUCCUGGACGCGGGCAACGGGGACGGUAGCGCUGUCUGCAAGCGGCACGCGGAUUCCUAUUUCCUCGCAUCGCAAGAGAUCGUCUUCGCUGCUCGAAUGCAAGCUCAACACCCCAAGCCGAGCAAGUGGAGUGAUACCGGGAGGUUCGGUUCCAAUUAUGUCACCUGUGUCAUCUCUGGAAACGAAAAAGGCGAGAUCUCCAUCUCGGCGUAUCAAAUGUCGAAUGACGCGGUCGAAAUGGUUAGGGCAGACAUCAUCGAGCCUUCGGUUGACCCUACGCAAAUGCUCGUUCGCGCGGAGGAAGAGGAUGACGGCUCGAUAAGCCGGACGCGGUAUAUCCCUGAGGUGUUCUAUCGCCGAAUCAAUGAAUAUGGAGCGAAUGUGCAAGAAAAUGCUAAGCCGGCAUUCCCGGUCGAAUAUCUUUUCGUCACCCUCACACACGGCUUCCCCGAGACACCAAAGCCAGUCUUCAAGGACAGCGGUUUCCCCAUCGAGAAUCGGGAAUACAUCGGAGAGGCGCAGGAGGUUUCCGCCGUUGCAAAGGCGUUGAGGGUGAACCAAAAGGAUGACAGCUUUCCCGUUUCCGAUUUUCACCUCCUCUGCUACAUCCACCAGAUGGGUGUACUAGCCAAGGAGGAAGAGGCCCUCCUAUGCAGGGUCGCCGCACACCACGACCUGGCCGAGUCUUUCCAGCUGCGAUCGACAACCGGGUGGCAGACGCUGCACAUGAUCCUGCAAUCCACUGGUGAGAGACUUUCCAAGCGUCCCCGACCCUCUGACGACGACCAGGGCGAUGGGGAUGAGGAGCAGUACGCCAGGUCGUCGUCAUCUCGCAGAGCUGAUUACAACGACGUCCGAGAACCCCUUGCUAAGCGUUUUGCUGCUGUCAGGCUGAACGAAGACCGCUCCUUCUCGCCGACGUAGGACGUUCACUAUCGGUGAAGAUGAUACGUGGCGCGGUGGCGCCGGGUAGGUGGCCGCCUCAAUCAGUGCGAUGACGGGCUGCGGUGGAUCAAAUUGAUGAUGGGGGUACCGCGGCAGGAGUUCUGGCUGCAUCGGGGUUCAUAGAAGAGAAGGAGACCGGUGGCUUCCUGCUUCGCUUUGGCUGAUGUUUUGGGUGCAUUUAACAAGACGUGGAUGGUGAUACUAGUAGUUAAGAACACGAAUCAGCCAAGGUCGGGUCUUAUAACACAGAGGCAAAACCCGUUUCGCCAUCAUAGAUUGCCUCACUUGUUGAGGCGGUGCAUGAUGGAGGUGACGGUGGAACCCUGUGGAUGGCUCAUCGAUUAUACACUAUCCAUCUAUUAUCGCCGUGCAUACAUUCCUCUCUGAGCUACAGAACAAUGUCAAAGCAUUGGGUGUAUCAUAUGGCUAGAGCACCUAGUAAAAGACUCGAUCCAGGAACGAUCAAUGGAAC